Trichobilharzia szidati is the source of this 466-nucleotide messenger RNA. Lineage: Eukaryota; Metazoa; Platyhelminthes; Trematoda; Strigeidida; Schistosomatidae. The record is from the annotation of a GenBank genome assembly.
AUGGCACGUGGUCAACAAAAAAUACAAAGUCAACAGAAAAAUGCUAAAAAGCAAGCAGAAAUGAAAAAGUCUAAUAUUGAUCAGAAGAAGGCGGCUGCUAAAGCAUUGAAUUACACAUGUCCUGUGUGUAAAACUCAAGUGCCUGAUUUGAAAACGUAUAAACAACACUUUGAAAAUAAACAUCCUAAAAGUCCAUUGCCACAAGAAUUGAUUGAAGUGGCUGCUUAAUGCUGUUAGUUGAGUGUGUAGACAGGAUAGGAGAAGGCAAAAUGCAAAGCAGACAGGCAGACAGACAACACUGAACAGAUUUCAUUUGAACUUAUUUUCCAUGUUUUUGCAAUCUCCAUCCCCCGUCACCCCCACCCCCGCAAAAAAUACAACAAAAUUUCAUGAGAAUUGUUUGUGUGUUUGUUUGUUUUUCUAAAUGAAAAUAAUUAAAUAAAUAAAUAUACAUUUAGUCAUCAGU